GGCAAACUUCUGGGACUACUGCUACAUUUGUGAUUAUUGAUGGUUGGACUAUUACUGUUGCUUCGGUUGGUGACUCUCGUUGCAUUCUGGAUGCUCAGGGAGAUGUUUCCCUUCUUACAGUAGAUCAUAGACUAGAAGAAAAUGCCGAAGAGAGGGAGAGAGUGACUGCUAGUGGAGGAGAGGUAGGAAGGCUUAGUAUUGUGGGCGGCGCUGAGAUUGGCCCCCUCCGAUGCUGGCCUGGUGGGUUGUGCCUUUCCAGGUCCAUUGGUGAUAUGGAUGUGGGAGAGUUUAUAGUUCCCAUACCACAUGUUAAGCAAGUAAAG
Messenger RNA from Phalaenopsis equestris, 323 nucleotides. Its product is annotated as probable protein phosphatase 2C 3. The record is from RefSeq and is a predicted model, not a curated record. Gene Ontology annotation, molecular function: protein serine/threonine phosphatase activity. The transcript has 3 exons. The annotation marks the transcript as partial. Gene Ontology annotation, biological process: protein dephosphorylation. NCBI's taxonomy places the organism in Eukaryota, Viridiplantae, Streptophyta, Magnoliopsida, Asparagales, Orchidaceae.